Messenger RNA from Neurospora hispaniola, 1035 nucleotides. RefSeq names its product cytosolic Fe-S cluster assembly factor NBP35. The transcript has a single exon. The record is from RefSeq and is a predicted model, not a curated record. The coding region runs from base 1 to 1035 and encodes 344 amino acids. Gene Ontology annotation, molecular function: ATP binding; ATP-dependent FeS chaperone activity; 4 iron, 4 sulfur cluster binding. Gene Ontology annotation, biological process: iron-sulfur cluster assembly. Gene Ontology annotation, cellular component: cytosol. NCBI's taxonomy places the organism in Eukaryota, Fungi, Ascomycota, Sordariomycetes, Sordariales, Sordariaceae.
AUGGCUCCCUCCCUCGAGGCCGAGCCCGACUCCGUCGCCUCCGUCCUCGCCAACCCGCAAAAGCCCCAACUCGUCGCCCCCGAACCCGAACACUGUCCCGGCCCCGAAUCCCAACAAGCCGGCACCGCCGACUCCUGCGCCGGGUGUCCGAACCAAGCCAUCUGCGCCACCGCGCCCAAGGGUCCCGACCCCGACAUCCCUUUGAUCACAGCGCGUCUGUCGGGCGUCAAACACAAGAUCUUGAUCCUCUCCGGCAAGGGCGGCGUCGGCAAGUCCACAUUCACCAGUCUACUAGCGCACGCCUUUGCGACUAAUGCCGAACAAACGGUGGGCGUAAUGGAUACCGAUAUUUGCGGCCCUUCGAUACCAAAGAUGUUGGGUGUGGAGGGGGAGACAAUUCAUGUGUCCAGCACGGGCUGGAGUCCAGCAUGGGCAAUGGAUAAUCUAGCUGUCAUGAGCAUCCAGUUCAUGCUGCCGAACCGCGACGACGCGAUUAUUUGGCGCGGGCCCAAGAAGAACGGCUUGAUCAAGCAAUUCCUCAAGGAUGUGGAAUGGGGCGAUUUGGAUUUCUUGUUGGUGGAUACGCCGCCCGGCACGUCGGAUGAGCAUUUGAGCGUGAACACGUACCUGAAGGAGAGCGGGAUCGAUGGCGCCGUGAUGGUCACCACGCCACAGGAAGUGUCCCUGUUGGAUGUCAGGAAGGAGAUUGAUUUCUGCCGAAAGGCGGGGAUCAAGGUUCUGGGAUUGGUGGAGAAUAUGAGCGGGUUUGUGUGCCCCAAGUGCACGCACGAGAGCGAGAUCUUUAAGGCAACGACAGGUGGCGGGAGGAAGCUGGCGGAGGAGAUGGGGAUCGCGUUUUUGGGGAGCGUGCCGCUUGAUCCGAGGAUUGGUAUGGCGUGCGAUUAUGGCGAGAGCUUCUUUGAUAGCUUCCCGGAUAGCCCGGCGUGUCGGGCCUUGAAGGGGGUGGUCAAGGGGCUGGCGACGGAGAUGGGCUUGGAUCCGGAGGUGGUGAUGCCGGCGGAGGAUGACGCUUGA